AUGCGCAUAAAUGUCACACUACCGCUCAAGUGGGCACAAUGGUGGGUCUAUAUACUUUCGAUUGCGAUGGUUAAUUUGGUGAUUAUUCUUCCCUUAUCUGGCCUUCUAUUUCAUGACUUUUACACGAGGUUAAUUCCUCCAGACACUGUCCAAAAAAUUCCCUUCUCUAUUGGGAGUAAAACAUCACAACUCGUUGAUGGGAACACUAUAUUCAGGUUUCGGCUAAAACGACUAUCCAGCGAAACUGCAAUUCUACCGCAAGUCAUUGACAAUGGCUUAACACAGGAUGUUUCAUUGAGAUCGGAUAUACCUUACAAUUUUGAUUUAAAAUUAAACAUAUUUUGUUUGAAUACAAGUCCUGGUCUCAACAUAAAAGAGGGAACUAUAACUGUUUCCGCAAGCUCCAAGAAAAAUUGGAUGGACUCUGUGAUUUUUCAGAAGACGGUUCUCCUCAGUUGCGCAAACACAAAUGAUAUUAUCGCCUUAGGAGAAGCUGGCAGCUUGUCAUCUACAUUUAGCCAACGUGUUCAGAAAGAAUUAGUCAAUUCCUUCUUUUGGGAAGAUUAUGUUUUGGAUCAUGAUGUACAAAAUGUUGUCGUAUCGUUGAAGUUUGCAGAAGGUUCGUAUUUCAUCGUCGAUGCAGAAUCAUCUGAGCUGAAAUUUUCUAUGAAUCUGAAUCACAGCUUGAGAAAUCUCAUGUUAAGGUGGAAGAAACUUACCCACGUGGUUGGCAUACUUGUUUUUAACCUAGUUGUGCUCUUUUUUUUCGUUGUGGGCUUUUUGAUCAGCUUUAUGAGGGUAGGAAAUGUACCACAAGCUGCGAAGAAAUCUGCAUGA
Lachancea fermentati is the source of this 837-nucleotide messenger RNA. The record is from the annotation of a GenBank genome assembly. Lineage: Eukaryota; Fungi; Ascomycota; Saccharomycetes; Saccharomycetales; Saccharomycetaceae.